Molecule: messenger RNA, 906 nt
Organism: Bombina bombina (fire-bellied toad)
Lineage: Eukaryota; Metazoa; Chordata; Amphibia; Anura; Bombinatoridae
Product: aquaporin-4-like
Exons: 4
Coding region: 4-906 (300 amino acids)
Biological process (GO): transmembrane transport
Cellular component (GO): plasma membrane; basolateral plasma membrane
Molecular function (GO): water channel activity
Source: RefSeq, a predicted model, not a curated record
AUCAUGGUGGCAUUUAAAGGAGUUUGGACUCAACCAUUCUGGAAAGCUGUCUCAGGGGAAUUUUUGGCCAUGUUUAUUUUUGUCAUUCUCAGCCUUGGGUCAACAAUCAACUGGAGCAGUGCAGAUAGUCCUCAACCUACAGACUGUGUUCUUAUAUCACUUUGCUUUGGGUUUAGUAUUUUUACUAUGGUGCACUGCUUUGGACAUAUCAGUGGAGCUCAUAUUAACCCUGUUGUAACUUUAGCAAUGGUGUGUACCAGGAAGAUAAGCCUAGCCAAAUCAAUAUUCUACAUUAUUUCACAAUGCCUAGGAGCCAUUACAGGAGCAGGACUGUUAUUCAUUAUUACACCAAUAAAUGUGGUUGGGAACUUAGGUGUUACAGAGGUAAAUGAAAGACUUUCUCUUGGCCAUGGGCUUCUAAUAGAAAUGUUAAUUACUUUCCAAUUGGUUUUCACUGUAUGUGCAACCUGUGAUCCAAAUCACAAGGAUACAAAAUGUCCUUCUUCAUUCGCAAUUGGAAUUUCUGUUACUGCCGGACACCUGUUUGCUAUCAAUUACACUGGAGCCAGCAUGAAUCCUGCAAGAUCUCUUGGACCUGCUGUCAUUCUUUGGAAAUGGGAAAAACACUGGAUUUAUUGGGUUGGACCAAUUAUUGGAUCUGUUUGUGCAAGUGCUGCUUAUGAUUACAUCUACUGCCCUGACAUCGAACUCAAAAAGCAAUUAAAAGAUACACUUCUAAAGGCUACACAAAAAACAAAAGGGAAAUACACUGAAGUUGAUGAUGCCAUAAUCCAGGAUUAUAAUGAUGACAUCAUUCUUAAAUCAGGAACUGUAAAUGUCAUUGACAUUGAUCAAGCAGACGGUAAAAAGGGAAAAGAUUCAGCUAGUGAAAUACUGGCUGUCUGA